UGAAAUUUGAGACAAAUGCAUCAGCAGCUUCUGUUGAUUGCAAGAAUUUAAAAUAAAAUAAAAUUUUCGCCCACCGUGGGGCUCGAACCCACGACCACAAGGUUAAGAGCCUUGCGCUCUACCAACUGAGCUAGACGGGCUUGGUGCUGAAGUUGCUUUUAAAUUAUAUUUCAAGUAACAGUAAAAAAUUCAAACACCCGCUUUAUCAAAAUAACCAAAAGUGAAUGCGCGCCUAAAUCCAAUUUCAUCACUCAUCCUCCACCGUUGAUCAGAAAAUGAGCGGGAAUCUUCCAAAUCAAACCCUUACACACAAAAAAAUCAUUGAAAAAAUAAUAAAAAUAUGCAAACCCUUUAAAAGGAGAAGACUGAAAGAAGAGCAAAUGGACGAAGACGAAAACCCAAACAAACCCCAUCUCAUAUGGACGACGGCGCCGACAGCUACGAGUACGAGAACGACUCGUCGUCUGAGUCCAGCUCCGGCUCGGUGGCCUGCACCGGCAUUAUUAUGGUCUCGCCACCGGAGAGCUCAGAGGAUGACGAAGCUCACAACAACAGAGCCUCCCAAGACGUGUUCCAGACCCCACCCGAAUACUCAUACCCGCCAACCUCCGAAGGGAAAACUCCGUCGCUGGAAGUUAAUACGAGCGACGACGAUCCUCCGUACGAGGAUGUUGGAGACGGGCGAGGCGUAAUCGUGGCCUUCGGCGAAGGUACGGGUGCGGUGGAUUUGGGAGGGGACACGGAUCUAGGGUUUGCAGAGGCUGCAGCGGUGGAAUGUAGGGUUUUGAGGAGGGAAUUGUCCCCGGAAGGCGGUUUACUGGAACCCCCAUUGAAGAAAUUGAAGGAUUCCGAGCACAAUUUGGGAAAAUUUGAGCCCUCCUGUAGUUCCACUGAAAGUCUCGAAAUUGACGGUUGCGAUGAGAGUUCGGGUGAGGAAGGCUCGGAGGAAAGGAAGCUGAACUCUUCUGACAACGAGAGCGAGAGUGCUGUCGAAGAAACUCAAUCGAACAGUGAUGAAAAAGACAGCGUUGUGGAGAUGGAGGAUGGCGGCGAGGAAUGCCUGGAUGAUGUGAUGAGGGGUACACCAAAUGUGACUAUUGAGGAAUUGCGGCGAAUAGACAGCCCGUGGCGAGGGCGGGCUCUGCCACGAUCGAUCGUGCAGCCAGGUUCUAGUGCUAUGGAUGGUGAGGAUAUGGUGCAGAAUGAGGUUGCUAUAUUGGAUGUGUUGAAACUUCUGAAAGACAAGUAUGAUGGUGAUGGUGAUGAUGUGGUUGACAAUGGUAGUUUUUGGGAGAUAAGUAGGCGUCGAGGCAUGACUUUUCCCCGGCCAUCGUGGUGGCCAGAAGGCGGGUUCUGAUUUGAAGAAGAGUCAAGUUUGACGAGCAGCAGCAUUGCAACAGAGGUAGGACUUUUGGAAGUUGUAAAUGGGGGGUUUAUUACUAAAGUUAGGAUGAAACAGCUAUUUUUAGUAUAGAAAGUCUUGCUUGUGAAUUGGGUUGCAUCACCUUCUUGUAUUACAUUUAUGUCUAACCUUCUUGGUCUUUUUGCGUUUAUUUAAAAAGAACACAUUGCUCAGGCUUUCUUCUUUUGAAGUUUCACAAUUUGGAAAAAUAUAUCUUUUGAAAGGAAUUGGCCUAUGGUUUGAAUAUGUAUUAUUUCUUUGAUAUUGCUCUUUUAUGUCAAUAAAUUUUUAUUUUGGUUUGAUAUAUAAACCUCCCCCCAUCUUUAGUUUC
This is a messenger RNA of Prunus persica (peach), 1733 nucleotides long. RefSeq lists its product as uncharacterized. The coding region runs from base 419 to 1357 and encodes 312 amino acids. The record is from RefSeq and is a predicted model, not a curated record. The transcript has a single exon. Lineage: Eukaryota; Viridiplantae; Streptophyta; Magnoliopsida; Rosales; Rosaceae.